Nannizzia gypsea CBS 118893 is the source of this 714-nucleotide messenger RNA. Its product is annotated as riboflavin synthase subunit alpha. Gene Ontology annotation, biological process: riboflavin biosynthetic process. Gene Ontology annotation, molecular function: riboflavin synthase activity. The record is from RefSeq and is a predicted model, not a curated record. Lineage: Eukaryota; Fungi; Ascomycota; Eurotiomycetes; Onygenales; Arthrodermataceae. The coding region runs from base 1 to 714 and encodes 237 amino acids. The transcript is spliced from 3 exons.
AUGUUUACCGGUCUAGUAGAGAAGGUUGGCACCGUCACGGCCCUUGAUCCCCAAGAUGACUCUUCCACGGGCGGGGGCGGGACAUCCUUGACAAUUUCGGAUUGUGAAGAAAUACUUACGGACACAAAGCUAGGGGAUAGCAUAUGUGUCAAUGGGACUUGCCUAACUGUGACAGCUUUUGAUAAGUCUUCAUUCAAAGUCGGGGUUGCUCCCGAGACACUACGACGAACAAACCUUGGUUCUCUCAAGGCCGGAUCACCCGUCAACCUUGAAAGAUCUGUGCUAGCCACGACACGGAUGGGCGGUCACUUUGUCCAAGGCCAUGUAGAUACCACCGCGGAACUCCUCUCCGUCACACCAGAUGGCAAUUCUCUUGUGCUGAGAAUGCAACCCAGAGACAGGAGUUUAUUAAGAUACGUUGUGGAGAAGGGAUUCAUUGCUCUUGAUGGUGCGAGCUUGACGAUCACUAAGGUCAAAGAUGGUGAGGAUGGCUGGUGGGAAGUCAUGUUAAUUGCUUAUACACAAGAAAAGGUUGUCACCUCAAAGAAGAAGCCGGGUGACAGCAUUAAUGUCGAAAUUGAUCUGGUUGGCAAGUACGUCGAGAAGACCGUACAAGGCUACUUUGAGGGCCAGACUAGCGGGGAUUCAGCCGCUCUAGAAAAGAUGGUGGACCGACUUGUGGAAAAGAAGCUUCAGAGCAUGGGGAAGAUUUGA